UUGAACUGUUUCUCGGAUAUUGGUGUUCGAGAUGUGUUUCCAGGCAAAGAUCCAUACUACUUGUCAAAUAUACAACUGGAGAGUUUCAUCAUUGCUUCAUUUCUUGAUGAACAAAUACAUAUUCCACAGCGUACAGCAAGAACAAGACGAAGUGUAGAACCGAUUCCGGAGAUAAAUGUAACAGAGCGGAAGCUUAGUUUUAAUGAAUUAAUCAUUGUUAACGAGUCAUAUCAGGAGUGGGUUAUUGCGCCGGAAGGCUAUUCGACGAAUUAUUGUUCCGGUGCUUGUUCUAGUGAUUCACCUAUGCACAGUAAAAUGAAUGCAACGAAUCACGCUAUUGUUCAGACAUUGGUACACUUGGUGGAUCCAAAACGUGCUGAAGAAGCCAAAUGUGCUCCGAUUCAGUUAUCGCCAGCGAAAAUACUCUUUAUAGACAAUCAUGGUAAUGUUGUAAUGAGGCGAUAUCAAGACAUGACCGUGCAAGAAUGUGGUUGCCUUUGA
Messenger RNA from Angiostrongylus costaricensis, 501 nucleotides. The record is from the annotation of a GenBank genome assembly. NCBI's taxonomy places the organism in Eukaryota, Metazoa, Nematoda, Chromadorea, Rhabditida, Metastrongylidae.